Molecule: messenger RNA, 615 nt
Organism: Cooperia oncophora
Lineage: Eukaryota; Metazoa; Nematoda; Chromadorea; Rhabditida; Trichostrongylidae
Source: the annotation of a GenBank genome assembly
AUGUUUCAGAAAGGCCUGUUCUCUGAAGAAGUGAUACCUGUAUCGGUCAAGCCGCAACGGGGAGCUGCCUUAGUAGUGUCCGAAGACGAGGAAUACAAAAAGCUUGUGGAAUCUAAGGUCCCGAAUCUCAAUCCUGUUUUCGUCAAGGAUGGUUCCGGAACAAUCACUGCGGCUAACGCUUCCUCCCUGAACGAUGGCGCGGUCGCCGCGGUGGUUGUUCGAGGUGAUCAAGUUCCCGAAGGUGUUUCCCCUCUCGCGGAAGUGCUUUCUUUCGCAGAAGCUGGAGUAGAGCCUGUCGAUUUCACCAUCGCUCCUGUGUGGGCUGUACGAAAGCUUUUGGAACAAACGAACCUUUCUACCACCGACAUCGCAUUGUGGGAGGUCAACGAGGCCUUCUCAGCAACGGUCCUGGCGUUCAUGCACGAGCUCAAAUUGGAUCCGGCUAUAGUCAACGUGAAAGGCGGUGCUGUUGCUUUGGGACAUCCACUAGGAAUGUCUGGUCUACGAAUCGUACUAUCGCUAGCAUACUCGCUGUCACCUGGAGAACUGGGAAUUGCUGCCAUCUGUAACGGAGGAGGCGAGGCUAUGGCAAUGUUGAUCCGGAAGCCGCAAUAG